UGCAUGCGCAGUGGUUCUUUGCCGCCGGUUAGCUUGUCAUUUAACCGCAACACACGAACUGUGAUUAGUAUUAGUUCAAAAAACGAAGUUUUGGCUUAAUACAAUUGUGUUUUUUAGGUUUGUGUGGAAUCGAUUUAAUCUUCUGGGGUUGCAGCGGCAGCAGAAGUGGACAGUAGACCCGGUUUUUACCGUUCGUUUGUGGAGUCGGGAUUGUAAAGCUUUGUAGGCCGCAGUGUCUGACAUCAACAACAACAACAUGGCCGAUGAUUUUGACAUUGAAGCGAUGCUGGAGGCUCCAUAUAAAAAGACUUGCCUAUAUCUCACCUCUACUACCAUGAAUUCCAGUGUGAACUGUCAAAAAAAUGAAGGUAGUAAUUGCCCGAUAUAUUGAUGUACUGUGGUACCCUUGGUUGAAAUACAAAGGCAAAAUUAUACAUAGGUACCGCAAGAUUAAAUACAGUGGGUGCACAUAAGAGCUGGUAUAAACUCUGUGGAGACUGUAUUCAUGUUAUUGUAUGCAUGAUAUUCUUAGCUUCAUAUUUUUUAUCAUCAGGAAGUUUACUUUCUAAAUAGUUAGAACUAGAUUGCAUGUUUUACAGUAUAAAUGUAUGGUAGGAAACCACUUAAAAUGUCCCCAGUGCAGAAGUCCUGGAGUUGACAAACACAAGAAAAUCCACAGUCUCUCUUUAUUCCCCAUUCAUCACUUUGAAAAUAAUCUUAAUCUUAACGUUAAUCAUACUGUGAAUGUCAUCUCUUUUGGAGAAAAAAGUAUUUAUGCAUGCUGCUGAGAUUUAAAAGUAUUUAUGAAUGGUUGUUCUGCGGUUUUACAAACUGGAAAUGAUGGGGCUCAGCAUAUAAUGUCAUAACGUUCACCGUAAAAUAUAUUUAUCUUAUAAAUAAUCUAGCCUUUUAACAACUACUAAAGAAAAACACAACUUUAGAUGGUCUGUGGGAGUCCCUAUUACUAAGCCGUGUGAAUCCCUGUUUGCUUCAGGGCGAGAUGUGUGACUGAGGUGGCAUCGAGCUCUUUCUAUCCACGAAGGCAAAUGGGGUGAAGAUCACUGGAAUGGCAUCCACCACUGGAGCUCGUUUAGUGGCUGGCUGCUAGCGUUGCCACUUUGGGUCUUAGGCUCAGAUAGCCUUGGAUGACAGCAAGUCCUUAAGUACCAAUGGCCACGAGGAGCGGAGUAAGAAGAAAAAGAAGAGCAAAAGUCGCAGCAGAAGUCGCAGUCGGGAAAGGAAGAGAAGCAGGAGUCACGAUCGCAAGAGGAGUCAUGACCGCAGAAGGAGCCGCAGCAAAGAACGGAAGCGCAGCCGCAGCAGGGAGAGACGGCGCAGCCGUUCCAGGAGCAAGGAACGUGGUGGUCGCUACAGAGCCCCAUUUUCUGGCCUGAAAUUUAACGGUGUUCCCAGGGGGAAGACUGGCCCACCACCUGCCAUCAAACUAAGCCGUAAAAGGUCUAGAAGCCGCAGUCCUUUCAAGAAAGACAAAAGCCCUAUAAGACAGCCCAUUGAUAAUCUCACCCCUGAAGAAAGAGAUGCACGGACAGUAUUCUGCAUGCAGCUGGCAGCAAGAAUCCGACCACGAGACCUGGAAGAAUUCUUUUCUGCAGUAGGAAAAGUACGAGAUGUGAGAAUCAUCUCUGAUAGAAACUCCAGAAGAUCCAAAGGAAUUGCAUACAUUGAGUUUGUGGACACCUCCUCUGUACCUUUGGCAAUUGGCCUUUCUGGUCAAAGACUUCUCGGAGUACCAAUCAUUGUGCAGGCCUCACAGGCUGAAAAGAACAGAGCAGCUGCGUUGGCCAACAACUUACAGAAGGGCAGUUCUGGACCUAUGAGACUGUAUGUUGGCUCAUUGCAUUUUAACAUCACAGAAGACAUGCUCAGAGGCAUCUUCGAGCCAUUUGGAAGGAUUGAUAGUAUUCAACUGAUGAUGGACAGUGAAACAGGACGAUCAAAAGGAUAUGGCUUUAUCACAUUUGCUGAUGCUGAAUGUGCUAAGAAGGCUCUGGAACAGCUUAAUGGCUUUGAGUUGGCUGGCAGACCAAUGAAAGUGGGACAUGUGACAGAGCGCACUGAUGCCUCAACUGCCAGCUCCUUCCUGGACAAUGAUGAGCUGGAAAGGACCGGCAUUGAUCUGGGAACGACUGGUAGACUGCAGCUGAUGGCUAGACUGGCUGAGGGUACUGGUCUGCAGAUCCCACCUGCUGCUCAACAGGCCCUUCAGAUGAGUGGCUCCAUGGUAGCCAUGGCUGCAGCUACGGCUGCUAUGAACCCUGGAUUGAGUUUUAACAUCAAUGUGCCCACAAACCAACCUUUGAAUCUACCUUCACAACCGAUUGCAACACACUGUUUCCAACUGUCUAACAUGUUCAAUCCAAACUCAGAAAAUGAUCCUGGUUGGGAAGUUGAGAUUCAGGAUGAUGUCAUUGAAGAGUGCAACAAACACGGUGGAGUCAUACACAUAUAUGUGGACAAGAAAUCAGCUGAAGGUAAUGUCUAUGUGAAGUGUCCCAGCAUUCCUGCUGCUAUGGCUGCAGUGAGUGCAUUACAUGGACGUUGGUUUGGAGGUAAAAUGAUCACAGCAGCUUAUGUCCCUCUUCCUACAUACCACAACCUUUUCCCAGAGUCAGUGCAGGCAACACAGCUUCUUAUGCCCAGUCGCCGGUGAUCAGUCACCCCUGGAAGAUUCUAUCUUUUCAGCCUUGCUCUUUUUAACUUUUGGACAAUGAUAACAGUUCUGCAAGCUGUGGCUGGGUUGUUUUGUUUGGUUACGAAUCCAGUAAGGUUAAACAUUUCACCUGCAUAGUGUCCUUACAGGUCAUGGACUUGAAAAAAAAAGUUUCCUAUGUACAGCCUACUUAUUGAAUUUUGCUUCUUGAUCUUUUAUUGUUCGUACAUAAUUUUUUUUUUUCCUUUCAACAUGUAUAGUCAUUGUGAUGGAUCUGGUUGGCAUGUUUCUCACUCGAGGGAAUGUACAAUAUUGACAGAUACACAAUAUAAAUGGCUUGUAUUUAAACUGCAAUUUUGAUCAGACAUGAACAUAUUCAACUUUUUAGCUCUAUGAGCUGUGGGAACUAAAUGGCUGACAAAUCUGGUUAAAAAACAUCUUGUUUUUUUGAAUCAAGAUUUGAUUUUUGUAAAGUACUUGAUAAAAGUUAAUUUCAAAUAAAGCAACAAA
Messenger RNA from Carassius auratus (goldfish), 3181 nucleotides. RefSeq names its product RNA-binding protein 39-like. Lineage: Eukaryota; Metazoa; Chordata; Actinopteri; Cypriniformes; Cyprinidae. Gene Ontology annotation, biological process: mRNA processing. The transcript has 17 exons. Gene Ontology annotation, molecular function: RNA binding. Gene Ontology annotation, cellular component: nucleus. The coding region runs from base 1559 to 2671 and encodes 370 amino acids. The record is from RefSeq and is a predicted model, not a curated record.